This is a messenger RNA of Puccinia graminis f. sp. tritici CRL 75-36-700-3, 1122 nucleotides long. RefSeq lists its product as uncharacterized. The record is from RefSeq and is a predicted model, not a curated record. The transcript is spliced from 2 exons. Lineage: Eukaryota; Fungi; Basidiomycota; Pucciniomycetes; Pucciniales; Pucciniaceae. Bases 1 to 1122 code for a protein of 373 amino acids.
AUGGCCAACAACAGCGACGAGGAUCAAUCGUCACAGGAUCAGACAAAGACCAAACGAGCUCCCAAUUUCUCUCCCGAAGAAGACGAACAGCUUGCGAAGAGCUGGGCCGUCAUCUCCCAAGAUCCCAUCCGAUCAAAUCAGCAAACCAAAGACGAAUUUUUCGCACGAAUUGCGGAAAACUACAACAGGUACACUCCUGGACCUAAGAGAGAUGCAUAUAAGCUUGGAUGCAGAUGGAAGCUUAUCCAAAGGCCCAUACUUCGUUUCGGGGCAAUCUACGAUCAAAUUUCUAAGAAUCCAGCGUCGGGUUCGGCACCAUCCGAUUGGUUACGGAAAGCGAAACAAACAUUUCUUGAGGCUGAAGGGAGGUCCUUUGCAUGGGAAAGCGCCUGGGAGCUCCUCAAGACGAUUCCAAAGUGGCAGACAAUGGCUGAUGGCAAAGCAAAAAAAACGGUUCGACCGUCUGCAAGCGCAUCAAACCCUGUCCCCGUGCUGUCUCCGAGUCCAGCUACUCAAGCAGCUGGAUGUGAUUCCACCUCACACGAAGCCGAGAGUCCGGUGGCGGAAUGGAAGCGACCUGAAGGCAUCAAGAAGGAGAAGCGCAAAGUUGAGGAGAGCGAGUUCCGACGUAGGAAACUCAAGCUCCUUGAAAAGACUGCCAACGAUACUGAACGAAGAAUUACUGCCGCAAACCGUUUAAACGAGAUUCAAGAGCGCUUGGCUGCGACUGAGGAGCGGAACUCCGAGAUGAAAGUGAUGAUGCAAGAUCUUGCUGCAUGCCCGGACGACGACGCGCGUGAGUAUAUUUUGGCGCACAGGAAGAUGAUUCUGGAUAAGAUUAGAAAUCCUCAACCCCCUCGUAACAACUCACUGCAAGUCAAUCAAUCAGAGGCUGCCCAGAGCACCCCGCAAUCCGGCUCUCGUGUUCGAUCCGAGUCAAAUGAUCGAUCAGAUGGACACUCUGGAGUGCAAUCACCAGCGGCAUCUCGAUACCAAUUGGACACUCCUGGUCUACAUGAAACCUCUGACUCACACCUGGAUGACCUCAACGAUAUUGUGUUUUCCACACCAAACCCAACUCAGAUCACCCGACGUGAUUCGAUCAAUCCGGCUUUGUUCUAA